AUGUAUGAAGUCUCCCAGAACUCUGUGCAGUCUCCUCCUAAUUUCAAGCACCAUGUCACCGAGCAGAGCCGGCUGUCGGAUCGGAUGAGCCGCAGGCUGACCAGAACCUACCAGCUGUACAGCCGAACCAGCGGGAAACACGUCCAGGUCCUGGCCAACAAGAGGGUCAACGCCAACGGAGACGACGGAGCGGUGCACGCUAAACUGGAAGUGGAGACGGACUCUUUUGGAAGUCGUGUUCGUAUUAAAGGGGUGAAGACAGGAUACUACAUAUGCAUGAACAAGAGGGGGAAGCUGAUUGGCAAGCGGAAAGGACGAGGCAAAGACUGCAUCUUCACCGAGAUUGUUCUGGAAAACAACUACACGGCCCUCCAGAACGCCAAGUACGAGGGCUGGUACAUGGCUUUCACACGCAAGGGCCGUCCGAGGAAGGCCUCCAAGACCAAGCAGCACCAGAGGGAGGCCCACUUCAUGAAGCGUCUACCCAGGGGGCACUUGCUAAGCGAGAGGAGGCCGUUUGAUGUCCUUCCUCUGCCUGUCCCCGCGCACCCUUUCAGCAAGCGGACUAAACAUUCCCAUCACCAGCACUUGGGGGAACGCUGAGGACUGAAACCGCUGAGGGAGAAUUGUGAAUGAACUGGCACAUAGGAACCACUGCAAGAGAAAACAUGUGCUUGAGAGCAAAAAUUAUCUUUUACAGUCAAGUGCCCAUACACUUUAUUUGCCUCAUUUGUGGACUUAUUAUGUAAUUCUUUGUACUGGAUUGUAUGUAAACAUUGACUAUCUAAUCUGCUAGUUAUUUCCAAUUCAGACAGACUGUAGGAAGGAGUUUUUCUUGUUAAAUCAGGGGGCAUUUAAAGUACUGAAGAGCGCAACAAUAAUGUCAUGAAUGAAAACCUUUGUUUAGAAGUUAGCCAGCUCAGCAACAAAGAAUGUUUAUAAGUGAAAUGAGUAUAAUGAAGCUAGACAUGGCAGCUAUCUGUGGUUACAGCAUCUGAGCCUCAGUUGACAUGCUAUCUUGCCUUUAGGAGGCCAUUUUGGAGAAUAUGUAACCUGCUUUUUUUUUUUUACAUAUAUGAAUAUAUUUUUACUGUAAAAAUGUAAAUUACAUCAAAUGAUGGAAAUAUUUAUUGUAGAGUGUAUAUUAAAACCACUAAAGAAUCAGUUCA
Messenger RNA from Stegastes partitus (bicolor damselfish), 1169 nucleotides. It is a transcript of the gene fgf8b, whose product is annotated as fibroblast growth factor 8b. Lineage: Eukaryota; Metazoa; Chordata; Actinopteri; Pomacentridae. The coding region runs from base 1 to 603 and encodes 200 amino acids. The transcript is spliced from 4 exons. Gene Ontology annotation, molecular function: growth factor activity. The record is from RefSeq and is a predicted model, not a curated record.